This is a messenger RNA of Penicillium soppii, 336 nucleotides long. RefSeq names its product putative C2H2 finger domain protein. The coding region runs from base 1 to 336 and encodes 111 amino acids. Gene Ontology annotation, molecular function: zinc ion binding; nucleic acid binding. NCBI's taxonomy places the organism in Eukaryota, Fungi, Ascomycota, Eurotiomycetes, Eurotiales, Aspergillaceae. The record is from RefSeq and is a predicted model, not a curated record. The transcript is spliced from 3 exons.
AUGGGUGCCCUCAGGAAGAUCAAGAACAAGCGCCGCACCAGAGACUAUGACCAGGUCAUUGCGGAUAUGAAGACUCCCCGUCACUUGGAGCAGUAUGUGAAGAGCAAGGAUGUAGAAGACCUGCCCGGUCUGGGCAAGAACUACUGCACAGAAUGCUCCAAGUGGUUUGAGAGCGACUACAACCUCAAGGCGCACACCAAGGGCAAGAAUCACAAGAAGAGAGUCAAGAUUCUGCGCGAAGAGCCUCACAGCCAACAGCUCGCCGAACGUGCGAUCGGACUGGGUUUAGUUGACAACGGCAAGCGAGGAGAAAACCCUGAUGUGAUGAAGGAAUAA